GAGGGCCAAUUAAAGAAGACUGCAAACGUCGAAGAUUGGCAGACGCCGGACCGUGCGUUAUCUACGUUUGAUGUGUGUUGAUAAGGCGUCUUCAUUCAAAAAUUCACAAUUGAGAUGCUUGAAUGAAGCUAAGGACGAUCAUAAAGGAAAAAAAUGGAAACGGAUCGAAUCACAAAAGUCAUGCGUUCCAUUAGUUCUCCUCCAGUAAUACCACUAGCAUCUUCUCAUCAGUUAACAGAAAAUACAAAAUUUCUGACUUCCAUGACUAAAUCAGAAGAGAUGGAGAGUGUUUCUUCUCCACAACAAACAAAAGAAAAUAGACAUACUCGUCAUACUAGUCUUCUUCUUCCCCGUAGUCCUUAUGCUAAUUUUCAUUUUACCAGGGAGAAUUUCUGUUUUCCUCUAUCUCCAGUAAUACCACUAGCAUCUUCUCAUCAGUUAACAGAAAAUACAAAAUUUCUGACUUCCAUGACUAAAUCAGAAGAGAUGGAGAGUGUUUCUUCUCCACAACAAACAAAAGAAAAUAGACAUACUCGUCAUACUAGUCUUCUUCUUCCCCGUAGUCCUUAUGCUAAUUUUCAUUUUACCAGGGAGAAUUUCUGUUUUCCUCUAUCUCCAGGCACAGAGGAUGAUCAUGAACAGCCAAUGACACCUCAUCUCUCAGAACCUUCCAGUAGCCCAUCAACAUCACCCAAGGGUGAAAUUAAAUCAACAGACUCAGCUAAUAAAUUAGCAAAGAGAGAAUCUUAUAAGGCACAAAGGAAAAAUUACAGACGAGAGAAAAAGCGUGUUGCUCGAGAGCUUUUGAGUACACUUAAAGAUCCUUCUAUUAUCAUUUUAGCUGAUUGGCUCAAAGUUCGUGGUACUCUUAAAGGAUGGACAAAAUUGUGGUGUGUCCUAAAGCCAGGCUUAUUAUUGUUAUACAAAAGUCCUAAAACACACAAGAGUAGUCAAUGGGUUGGUACUGUUUUAUUAAAUGCGUGUGAACUUAUUGAACGUCCUUCCAAGAAAGAUGGGUUUUGUUUUAAACUAUUUCAUCCUCUCGAACAAUCAAUAUGGGCCUCAAAAGGUCCACAAGGUGAAGCAAUCGGUGCUCUUGUGCAGCCUCUUCCUAUGACACAUUUAAUAUUUCGUGCACCAUCUGAAGCUGCUGGAAAAUGCUGGAUGGAUGGAUUAGAACUGGCUUUAAGGUGUCCAUCUCUAUUAAUUCGCAGCAUGAGUGGAUCUGAAGGAAAAUCUUUGCCACAUGAAAUAUCGCAAGAUAUUCCAUUUAGGCAACAGUCAAGUCAAUGGAAUGAAAGUGAUAUUGAAAAACAUUUUAAUGACCAAGGAUGUCUCAACUCAAGUUCUGCAUGUUCUUGUCAGUGUCCUAAUCCUUUUUGUCAGUUGCAUAUCUAUAGAAGAUAUUCUUGUCCUCAUCCACCUAAAUCAGUUGAAACCACAAAUUCAUGUUUGUCCUCAAAACACUGUCCUGCCGUAAUUAUUUCCACACCAGAAGAGAAUCGGAGAUUAAGUCUCGAUUCCCUAAAAAAUACCUACGAAAGUUCCAAAACUUCGAGUCCUUGUCCGGCACGACAUUAUUUACAUAAAACAAAUAAUAAAAAAACACUUAGUAAUCCAGAACUUACUGAAUCUGAAAAGCAUAAUAAUGCUUCUCAAGCUGAACUAGUUUUUAAAGUUUUAAGUAGUGCUUCUGCUUCCCUAUCUCCUGUCCUAAGUCCUGCCUCCUCAUCCUCCUUUCAUUCAGAUUUUGAAGAAGACAUUCACACCGAUGAUAACAGAGAAAUUGAUCCGGAGGGAAGACACAGUUACCAUUCAACAGAUUCAGACUCUGAUCCUCAUCCUGAUGAUUCUGAUCCUCGUCAAGAAGAUGAAGAAGAAAUUGAGCCUGUUGAAACACCGUAUGUUGAAAAUGGAGAAGAGGAAUUUGGUCUGGUGAGGCCAGGAAUGGAUUUAUCCAAAGUUGUUCUACCAACAUUUAUUUUGGAACCAAGAUCAUUUUUGGAUAAACUUUCAGAUUACUACUAUCAUUCUGAUAUUAUUUCCAGGGCAGUCUUAGAAGACGAUCCCUUUACAAGAAUGAAAACAGUAGUACAAUGGUAUUUGUCGGGUUUUUAUAAAAAGCCCAAAGGUUUAAAGAAACCUUAUAAUCCUAUUUUAGGAGAAACGUUUAGAUGUUACUGGAAACAUCCUAACACGGGAAGCAGGACAUUUUAUAUAGCUGAACAGGUACAGAUAAUCUUUCUUCAUUUCAUUACUAAAAGUAACAUAUUUAGCUUUUCUUAUUUAUUUUAUGAAGGAUGUCUCAACUCAAGUUCUGCAUGUUCUUGUCAGUGUCCUAAUCCUUUUUGUCAGUUGCAUAUCUAUAGAAGAUAUUCUUGUCCUCAUCCACCUAAAUCAGUUGAAACCACAAAUUCAUGUUUGUCCUCAAAACACUGUCCUGCCGUAAUUAUUUCCACACCAGAAGAGAAUCGGAGAUUAAGUCUCGAUUCCCUAAAAAAUACCUACGAAAGUUCCAAAACUUCGAGUCCUUGUCCGGCACGACAUUAUUUACAUAAAACAAAUAAUAAAAAAACACUUAGUAAUCCAGAACUUACUGAAUCUGAAAAGCAUAAUAAUGCUUCUCAAGCUGAACUAGUUUUUAAAGUUUUAAGUAGUGCUUCUGCUUCCCUAUCUCCUGUCCUAAGUCCUGCCUCCUCAUCCUCCUUUCAUUCAGAUUUUGAAGAAGACAUUCACACCGAUGAUAACAGAGAAAUUGAUCCGGAGGGAAGACACAGUUACCAUUCAACAGAUUCAGACUCUGAUCCUCAUCCUGAUGAUUCUGAUCCUCGUCAAGAAGAUGAAGAAGAAAUUGAGCCUGUUGAAACACCGUAUGUUGAAAAUGGAGAAGAGGAAUUUGGUCUGGCUGGUGAUGCUGGACAAACAGAAGAAGUAGCAGAUGAAAAUAAAAGUCUUAUUUGGAGUCUUGUAAAACAGGUGAGGCCAGGAAUGGAUUUAUCCAAAGUUGUUCUACCAACAUUUAUUUUGGAACCAAGAUCAUUUUUGGAUAAACUUUCAGAUUACUACUAUCAUUCUGAUAUUAUUUCCAGGGCAGUCUUAGAAGACGAUCCCUUUACAAGAAUGAAAACAGUAGUACAAUGGUAUUUGUCGGGUUUUUAUAAAAAGCCCAAAGGUUUAAAGAAACCUUAUAAUCCUAUUUUAGGAGAAACGUUUAGAUGUUACUGGAAACAUCCUAACACGGGAAGCAGGACAUUUUAUAUAGCUGAACAGGUUUCACAUCAUCCUCCUGUUUCAGCAUUUUAUGUGACUAAUCGUCAAGACGGUUUCUGUAUUUGCGGUAGUAUCCUUGCAAAAUCAAAAUUUUAUGGAAAUUCGUUAUCGGCAAUAUUAGAUGGGACAGCGAGGUUAUCGUUGUUAACUAGAGGCGAAGAUUAUACACUCACAAUGCCUUAUGCUCAUUGUAAAGGAAUUCUCAUGGGAACUUUAACAAUGGAACUUGGAGGAAAAGUUAAUAUCUGUUGCGAGAAAACCGGGUAUAGUACCGAACUUGAAUUUAAAUUAAGGGUAAGUGUUGUUAUGCAUUAUGAUCAUAAUGAAGAAAGACUUCUUUGGAAUCCAAAUUCUGAAAUAAGAGCUUCGAGAUUAAAAAGAUACACAGUGCCUGUUGUUUAUCAAGAAGAAUUUGAAUCUGAAAGAUUAUGGCAGCACGUAUCUGCAGCUAUUUUACGUGGCGAUCAAGUAGCAGCUACUGAAGAAAAAACAAUUUUGGAAGAAGCACAGAGGAAAGCCGCCAAAGAAAGGCAAAUAAAAUUAGAAAAAUGGACACCUAAAUUAUUCCUUUUAGAUUUACUUAUUGGUGGUUGGAUAUAUAAACAUGCUGAUACUCGACCUUGGGAUCCAAGGAAUGAUGUGCUACAGUAUGAAUAUAAUUAUAUUAUACAAACAAAAACACGUCACAGAACGCCAGUAGUCCGAACUAGUAGUAUAGUUAGCGGUGGAGAAGAAUUAUCGUCAAAGAAAGAUCUUUUGCACAUGUCGGUCGAACACGUUAUUACUUCUAGACCGUCAAACUGUUUUCUGCAGGAAAACAGUGUUAUUCAUAGACCAAGUGUUUUAUCUCAUGGUAGUGAAAGUUCUUCACCAGAUGUUGAAGUUAUUCAGAAUAGUGAUUCUACAGAAAGUAAUGGUUCCGUGUCUCAUCACAGGUCCGGAAAGCCCUCGACAAUAACUGUUUCCUUAAAACAAUGCUUGGAACCACUAUUAAAAAUACAAGAAGAAACAAAUCAGACUUUACAAAGUAUCAACAAUCACUUGGAGUCUGUUAUGGCCCAACAACACAGAAUUCAGGAACAACUUGCACAGCGAAAUGAUAUCAGUAUUAUCAUUAUUUUUAUGGCUAUACAGCUUUUAUUCCAUUGGCUGUUAAAUAUACAAAAACUCUAUGAACCUGAUUGCUUUUUGAUUUCAGAAUCAAUGUUUAGUUCUUUGGAUAAAAGACACGCAUUAAUUUCUCUUUUCUUAACAGGUUCCGUGUCUCAUCACAGGUCCGGAAAGCCCUCGACAAUAACUGUUUCCUUAAAACAAUGCUUGGAACCACUAUUAAAAAUACAAGAAGAAACAAAUCAGACUUUACAAAGUAUCAACAAUCACUUGGAGUCUGUUAUGGCCCAACAACACAGAAUUCAGGAACAACUUGCACAGCGAAAUGAUAUCAGUAUUAUCAUUAUUUUUAUGGCUAUACAGCUUUUAUUCCAUUGGCUGUUGUGAAUCAUGUACAGUGCCUGACAGAUACUUGUUUUUUAUAUAUGCACUAUAUUAAACUGCCAAUUCCAUGACAAAAACGUGACAUUUUCAAAAAUAUAAAGAUUAAAAAAAUUUGUUAAUGCUAGACAAACCAAUUUUGGAUAACUUUUUGGCCAUCAGUUUAAGCAUAUCCAGUCUUUUAAUAAGAUAGAUUUAUAUUUGAAUUAAGAAUGCAACUGUUAUUACUUCUUAUAGCAUACAUUUAUGCUAUAUUUACAUUUCUCAUCUAGCAUUUGCCAAACGAAUAAGAAGCAAAUGUAUGUAAGGAAAAUAUCCGCCUAUCGAAUACUGCUUAGACCGGCUCAGAAAUGAUGCGCCGAAAUUAAACGAGAAACCAAAGUUAUUUGUUAUUUGAUAUACAAUAGUGUAAAUAAUAUUAUGUGUUAAAAAUAUGUACAUAACAGAGGAAUAUAUACUAUAUGUUAGAUUUUACAAUGUUAUGUUAAAUUGUUUAGAAAUAUAAUAUAAACUAUAAAAUAUCCUAUUUUGUUUAGAAAGAAUUCUUGAGAUCUAUAAAUAUGCAUGUUGAGAUAACUGCACUUCAUUAUUUUAAAAUUAUUUUGAAUUGAAAAGUUAUAUCUAAUUAUUUAUGAAGUUUUUUGGGGGUCACAAAUUAAACGAUUACCUUACAAAAGAAAAUUAAAAAUGGAUUCAGAUCAUCAGCUAAAGUUAUUAUAAAUGCAAUAUUUAUAUUAAAAAAAUACAACUUUAUGCAUUUCAAAUAUUAAAACAGCUGAAACAAGAAUGAAAAGUUUAAACUAUUUUAUUAAAUAAUAACAAUAAUAAAUCAAAAUUUUGGUUGCUAUUUUUAUUAUAUUUUAUUUUAUUUUCACUUUUUUCUUAUGUUUAAUUGUUAAAAAGGGACACAAUAAAGUCUGUGGGACCAUACCAUUGUUUUCUGUAAUGUAUAUAUUUUGUUUACGGUAGAGUAUUCUUUAAUCCAAAAAUAAUUUGAAAAGUUUGUAAAUAACAUAAUAUAAUGAUACAAUUUACUUUUUAAAUCAAUUCAUUA
This is a messenger RNA of Centruroides sculpturatus (bark scorpion), 5815 nucleotides long. RefSeq names its product oxysterol-binding protein-related protein 8-like. NCBI's taxonomy places the organism in Eukaryota, Metazoa, Arthropoda, Arachnida, Scorpiones, Buthidae. Gene Ontology annotation, molecular function: cholesterol binding. The transcript is spliced from 25 exons. The coding region runs from base 154 to 4767 and encodes 1537 amino acids. The record is from RefSeq and is a predicted model, not a curated record. Gene Ontology annotation, cellular component: membrane; cytosol; intracellular membrane-bounded organelle.